AUGACUGAACGUGACCUUUAUGUGUAUAGAAAACAGUAUGGUGUAAAUAUUGGCAGCUGGUUUUGUCUAGAAAGAUGGAUUUGUCAUGAUCUCCAUGUCAGUGACGGUGACUCUGAACUGGACGCUGUCUCUGGUUUAGUAGCCAAAUUCGGAGUCGAGGAGGCCAAACGUCGUUUUGAACAUCAUUGGAAUAGCUGGAUUGUAGACGAAGACUGGAAGUAUUUGGCUGAGCGAAACGUAAACAGUGUUCGUAUCCCCAUCGGUUUCUGGUCCCUGAGUCAUGCAUCCUUAUUUAAGGAUUCCCCCUUUGAAGCUUAUGCCGGAGUCUACGAGAACUGUAUUUCCAUUCUUAUCAAAAAAGUCCAAGAAGCUCAUAAAUAUGGCAUUGGUGUUCUGCUCGAUUUGCACGCUGUGUACGGUGGUGCAAACGAAGCAAUCCAUUCGGGAACUUCGUCCGGAAAGGCUGAAUUCUUUUCAAAUGCAAAUUUCCAGCAACGUUCGGUAGACACCGUACGGUACAUGUCCGAUGUGUUUGCGCAAUUCCCCAACAUUGUUGGUAUACAGGUUGUGAGUGAACCCAAUUACGGCCAAAACGAGGUUCUUGGAAGAUAUUAUACAGCCUGUAGAGCAGUCGUCGAUAAGGAAAUCCCAGUCUACAUUGGAGAUGGUUGGGAUUUAAAUGCUUGGGUUGAAUGGGUUCACCAGCAUGAGCAAGAGGGAAGCUAUGUCGUUGACCAUCACUAUUAUUUCUGUUUUUCCGAGGAUGACUGCAAGCAGCGUCCUAAAGACAUCGUUAAACGUGUAGAGGCAGGCGAGGGAUGCCCUGAUGCAGAGGAAUGCAGCGUUGCUGUUGGAGAAUGGAGCUGUACACUCUCGGAACAAUCUUGGGGCCGUACUAAAUUACCGGAUAAGAGACGCAAAGAUUUUGGAGAGGCACAAGUUCUCUUGUAUACCGAGAAAAACGGCGGCUCCUACUUUUGGACAUAUAAGUUCUCUGAUGGAAGAGGUGGUGAAUGGGAUUUCCGUGAAAUGAACGAGGCAGGCAAUGUCGUGUAUCCUGGACCGAAACCUUUACCUAAAAGCCUCGAUCCUCCAAAGGCCUUUGUUCAAAAACGUGAUUCGGAAUAUGAAGAGCAUGUGAACUACUGGACUCAUCAAUGUCCCGGAGAAACGUUCUGCCAUGCACUUUUCAAGCAAGGUUGGGACGACGCUUGGACGGAUAGUCUUUUCUUCUUGAAGAACAACUCAGUGCUGGGUUACCCACGAAUUUGGGCUCAAAUGCGUACACGUACUGUUUGUCCGGACAAUAAGUACGCAUGGGAAUAUCUUCAUGCCAUGCAACGUGCUUUUCAAUUUCUCAAAACCAAAGGAAAUGUCCUUUAG
Schizosaccharomyces japonicus yFS275 is the source of this 1383-nucleotide messenger RNA. Its product is annotated as glucan 1,3-beta-glucosidase Exg3. Gene Ontology annotation, biological process: fungal-type cell wall beta-glucan metabolic process; mating projection tip cell wall disassembly. Gene Ontology annotation, molecular function: glucan endo-1,6-beta-glucosidase activity. The record is from RefSeq and is a predicted model, not a curated record. Lineage: Eukaryota; Fungi; Ascomycota; Schizosaccharomycetes; Schizosaccharomycetales; Schizosaccharomycetaceae. Gene Ontology annotation, cellular component: mating projection actin fusion focus; cytoplasm. The transcript is spliced from 2 exons. Bases 1 to 1383 code for a protein of 460 amino acids.